Messenger RNA from Spodoptera littoralis (African cotton leafworm), 4443 nucleotides. The record is from the annotation of a GenBank genome assembly. NCBI's taxonomy places the organism in Eukaryota, Metazoa, Arthropoda, Insecta, Lepidoptera, Noctuidae.
AUGGAUCCAGUAGGACCAUGGUCAGCAUAUUCAUACAAUCGGUUAGCAGGGGUUCAGGCUGGUGCUGCAAGUGGGGAUUUUCAUCACCACCUAGCAAGUGGUGGUUCUGGAUUAGGCAGCCAAUCUGUGCCAUCAACUACAAGUCAGUUGCUUCUUCAAGCAGCUCAUACCACAGCAUCAUUAGCAGGGCAACUUGGCUCAUCAACUGCUUCACCUUUCAAUCCUGCUGGUUUUUUGUCUCCACCAGCAGUAGGGUAUGACGCAGUGUUUUCACCACUCUUUCAUCAUGCAAAUCCCAAACCUGCACACUACAGUUCUUCUCUUCAAGCACAGCAUCGUCAAGUUAUAGCUCAAGCUCAGGCUGCGGUUGCCUCCAAGCAAUCAUCAGUAGAAUCUGAACUAUCAACCUUAAGAGAAAAUUAUUCUCAUCAAACAUUGGCAGCACAAGGAACGUCAUUCUUUGAUCAAUCAUCAACUCCAGGCGGUACUACAGGAUUGAGCUGGCAAGGAAAUAAUCAACUGCCAAGUCCAUUUGGAAUUUUACCUCAUGAAAGUGUUGUACCUUCAUCUCCAAGUCCAGCAACAACAAAAGCAUCCGCAACAUAUGAAAACUUCAAUGCACAUUUUGCUGCAGCACAAACGUUAAAUAAUCAUCUGAAUUCUCAAAUUUCAAGUACUGGUAAACAAACAAACAGAUCUGGUUCACCGGCAACUGCAUCCAAACAACCGGCAACCUCAACAUCAUCAACCUUUUUCCAAUCUCCAUCAUCUUUUGGAAAUCAGACUGAUAAUUCAUAUAGUACAAGCAGUGCAAAAAGUGGUCAACUUGCAUCACAACAGGAUUAUGCAGGAAGUAAGUCCUAUUCAAGUUCUGCAAGUUCAACUGCUCAUUCCCAGCAAUCGUGUAUAGUGUCAACUCCACCAGUCACCUCUUCCUCAACUCCACCCAGUAAAGAUUACAGAUCUUCUUCUAGUACCACAUCUAGGCCAUCAGCUUCUAUUUACAAUUCUCAAUCACCUAAAACCCCAAGUAGUAAAGAGCCAUCUAGACAAAUCACUAAUAGCAUAAGCAAUUUUGUGUCUCCUACAGUCAAAGCACCUCAAGUACAGACAAAAGCUCAAAGUAAAAUAUAUCCAGAAUUAAAUAGUGAACAAAGAAAAAGUUGUGAUUCUAAUGAAAAAGUUCAGCCUCAGUCAUCCCCAAUAAGUUACUCUAUUAUGGAUGCCCCAGGUAGACUAAAUUAUAGUAGCAGCACCGGAAGUUCUUCAAAAACAAAUAGGAUCAAUAAUUCACAGUACUCUACUACACAAAGUUCUAGUUUUAGACAUUAUCAAAGUGGAAAUAAUAUAGAAUCCGAUUAUCAUGUAAGAGCUAAAAGUAGUUCAAGUACAGAUACGGGUUAUUCAAGUAGUAGUUCUCAAAAUGGCCCUGAUUGUGGUGUGGUUGUCCCAAGGAGACAGAGUCCCUCCCAAGCUGCACCUCAAACGUCUCCUCUGGACCAUGGGUCUAGUCCUGCUUAUCCUAUGUAUCACAGUCCUAUGAACUCAAUCAAUUCUCCCCAACCACAUGGUGAUCAUUACAAUAAAGUUAAUAGUACUGCACCUCGAUCUCCAUUAGAUGCAUCUGUGACACGGUCUCCAUCUCAAAACAGUCAAGUAGCUUAUCCUUCUGUAAUAACUAGGGCCUUAGGACUUGAACAAAACAAAACUUACAGUGAAAGCAGAUAUGAACGAAAUCAAACACAAUCGACUGGUCAAACUUGUUGGGAAGGUGACCGACAAGGUCCUAGAAAAUAUUCUAGUAAUAGCAGUAGUAAUAGUUACAAUAAUGGUGUAACAGAAAGUAAUACUCAUAAUGAUGAAUCUGUUCCUCAGAAUCAAUCUUCCAGUAGGGUGCUAAGUUUACCAGAUAAACAAAACUAUUUUGAUGGUAAUAAUGUAGCUUUACAAGAUCUCUCUAGUUGCCGGGGAGAUCCUAUGAGUAUAGUCAAAAACUUGCAAAGUUUACAACAAAGUUGUCAAUUACAAGAAGUUAAAUCAAGCAAAAGUCAACCACCAGUAACAGUUCCAACAGCAACUAACAAAAUACCUUCGAGAAGAAAGAGUGUGGAGAAACCUACUCCUCAUGCAAAUAUGAAUGAAUUAUCUAAUGUUGUUAUGGCUGAUUAUUUGGCAAAUAGAAUUCCCCCACCUGCACAUAGUUCCACAAGCAAUCAGCAGCAAAAUGGUAGCUAUUUUGAUUUUGAGAGGUGGAAUCUGCCUCCCCCUCCACCUAAAAUGUUCCCUGGUACUUCAGCAUUUGGUUCACAAGCUCCUUUACAUGCAACUAAUUUUACGAAUCAACAUCAAGCACUAGCUAUGCCUCAUGGACACGCACUAACUUACUUCCCUCCCUUCCACAUUGGUCCUCAUCCUGAUUUCCAAUCGUCUGUGGAGUUAACACCACUUUCGUCUUUUAGCGAAACUCCACCUUCGGCUUCCUCAUCAUCUUUUUCGACGCCUGAAACACGUGAAGAGGAACAGCCUAAGGUGGUAGUACCUAAUAUAGAGGAAGAACUUGGUUUCCUUGCAGAACAACGGGCAAAUACUGCAUCAUCGGUAGCACCCUCUUCACAGCAGCAGAACAUUAACAGCACUUCACAAGACGCUACUUCAAAAAUUAUGGAUAAAAAAUUUAAUGUUCCUGUCACGGGUCCCGGUUCAGGUUUCAUGGCUUCUUACUUGAAAUUUUUACAAGGAGAGCGUGAUACCUCUCCUCCGCCGGCCGGCAGGGGCGCUAGAAAAUCUACCUGGUCGAGGACUAAUACAAAUAAUGCAACAAAUAAUAAGCCUUACACACCAAAUGAUCAUAACAAAAGUCAGUGUGAUACAAAUGUCUCACAGCAAAGUGCCAAUGGAGCCAUGGCGUCGACGAACGUUAUAAACGCAGGUAUGUCACUGAGUAAUCCAGUCAUGAGCUCCUCCGCAAGUAUGAGUGCAACAGGCUUGUUGGGUACUAAUCAAUUACAUGGGGCAUCGAGUCUCCUAACCUCACAAACAAAAGAAUUGGAGGAUCCUCGAUAUUAUAAUUUAAAUAAGGAUAGAAAACGAAAAUAUGAUGGCAGCGAAGAGACUGCCUAUGACGCAGAGGAAGAAGCGAGAAGGCUUAACAAGCCGGUUCUCAAUGUGCCUAGUACACCUCUGAAUGACAAAGGAAAGAACAAAGGUCGAACAAGUAUGAAUAAGCCAACGCCAUCGGCGGUAGUGGCGCCUCAGCCGGCCGCGCCUAAGAAGCCACGACCUCCUGCGCCGCCGCCCGUGACGCUACAAGCAGCUCCACAGCAACAAUAUUAUUACCAACACCAGCCCGACGAAGCACAUGGUGCUAACAUGGGUUAUGGUUUGUAUGGGGCAACUGACGACAAUAAGGCAAACAGAAAUAUGCAACAUAAUAUAAAAUCUCACCAUCAAGUUUCCAGUAGUGGUCAAGUAGACAGCACAAGACCUAUAGAAGAAAUGCCAUACCAGUCUGGUGAAUUUAUAGCAUUAAAAACCGAAUUGAAUGAUAUGUGGCCAGCAAUUUGGAGGGUUGAUGGCAAAACGUUAUUACAGAAGUACGAACCGUUUGAAGAAAAUGGCAAGGUGUUAUAUCGUAAUAUAUCUACAUAUACUGUAUGGAACCCGGAGAACAAAAAAUUAUAUACGCAAGUCCCUGUCAAAGUAAGGUCCCAAACACAUUUGGAAACAAUAGUCGAAUUAGUUAGAAGUGAACUGCCAGCUGAUGAUUGUGGCUUUAUUGAAAAAAGAAUGCUGGAAACGCAAAUGUACCAAGAGAACUUUGAAGUGUAUAUCCAGACUUUGAUAUCACAUGCAUUGGAUCCUAAUUUUCUAACAGAAAUAUUUCAAGAACAAGAUGAAUACUUUCUGUCAAACGUGAAGACGGUGGACGAGGUGACGGAGAGCAUGCGCGCGCGCGUGUCGGGCGGCGCGGCGGGGGGCGCGGGCACGGCGGGCGGCGCGCGCGCGCUGGACGCCGCCGUGGGCACGUGGCCCGGCCUCAGCGUGGCGGCCGGCGCCGGCACGUGCCGCGCCUGCGCGCGCGCCGCCGUGGCGCGACUCUUGCUCUACGGCCAGCCUUACAACCCUGCCACGCUAGAACCCGUCCAGCCCGACGCCCGUCUCGCUUAUGAAAAGGAAUUCCUCGUUUGUGCGACGUGUUGUAGUCGAGUACAACUGUAUUCGAGGAUAUCACAUCAAAAGUAUCUAAUGUAUGCGGAGUGCAGUAAACGAGUAGCCGAAAAAAGAAUGCAAAAUCCUAGUAAAGACACAACUGUGAUCCUGAACGAAUUGUUGGCUGAUGAAGUAUGGUUGUCACAAUUGUUCCGAGACGUACGGCACUCGUGGGCGGAGGCGGAGGCGUGGGAGCGCAAGCUGCGGCACGCCAUGUCGCGGCAAAUGAUAUAA